AUGAGGUCUCUGGCAUUUUCUCUGAUUUCCCUUUUGGGUUUAUCUCAGGCGGCGGCCUCCUCUUCCGCCGCGGAGGCCCCCGGGGGCCCCGGGGGCCCCCCGGGCGCGUUUUUUCGGGGCCCCUUCGGAGGCCUGUCGCAGCUAACUGCAGCAGACCUGGAGGCCAUCGCGGGGCGCCUGGGGGCCCUCGGAAACGAACUCGGAGACUCCGAAGAGCCCCUGGACGUGGCCUUCGUGCAGCGGGCGCUGCAGCUGCUGGGGGGGCUGCUGGGGCGGCCGGAGGCGCAGCAGCUGCUGGCAGCAGCGCCCAGCAGCAACCCGCAGCAGGCGCUGCGGCUGCUGCUGCAGUCCGAGCUCUCGCAGCCCGAAGACGAGGAGGCUUUGCUGGCCAUUCUGCUGUACUUCUUUUCCCUCCGAAGAGUGCUGGAAGACAACUCUUUUCUGCGCGAACAAGUUUCGCAGCUAAUUCAAGACAACGCGCAGCAGCUGCUGCAGGGCAACGACUUCAGCAAAGUGCUGGCAGCAAUUGCUGCCAGCAACGUCUUCCAGGACUUGCGGGAGGAAGUGGAGGAGGUGAUGCAGCGGACCACGGGCUACGCCCCAGCAGCAGAGACCAACAACGACAUGUCGUGA
This is a messenger RNA of Eimeria tenella, 633 nucleotides long. RefSeq lists its product as uncharacterized. The record is from RefSeq and is a predicted model, not a curated record. NCBI's taxonomy places the organism in Eukaryota, Apicomplexa, Conoidasida, Eucoccidiorida, Eimeriidae. Bases 1 to 633 code for a protein of 210 amino acids. The transcript is spliced from 2 exons.